This is a messenger RNA of Pyrus x bretschneideri (Chinese white pear), 1360 nucleotides long. RefSeq names its product E3 ubiquitin-protein ligase RNF13. Lineage: Eukaryota; Viridiplantae; Streptophyta; Magnoliopsida; Rosales; Rosaceae. Bases 247 to 993 code for a protein of 248 amino acids. The transcript is spliced from 4 exons. The record is from RefSeq and is a predicted model, not a curated record.
CUAUUCAUUCCCAAAAGAGGGCCUCCCCCGCUCUCUCUCUCCACCUCUCUCUCUCUCUCUCUCUAACCUUUUCCCUGUAGUAUUAUAUACCAUGUAGGUUAGAAGAAUCAGAAUAAUUCUCCAGCAUCUACAUAAUCAUAGAUAUACAACAUAUACAAUUUCUUCAUUUUUUCAGGCAGCGUAGAAAUUAAGCUAGAUCACUAGAACAUAUUUUUCAAUUCUAUCACCAUAACUUCAGUCAUCAUCAUGGACGGUCAUGAUCAGCUACUCUCCGACGAUCUUACCGAUUUAUCCACCCUGCAACAUCACCAUCAGGUACUUCUUCUUCCGGCGGAAUUGCGGAGGGAAGAGGAAAAUAUUGAAAAGAAAUGUGGGAAUCAUGGUGGGGUGUGCGCAAUAUGCUUGGAUGAGAUUGUGCUUCAAGAAACUGCUAUGGUAAAAGGUUGCGAGCAUGCCUACUGUGCAACCUGUAUUCUUCGUUGGGUGACAUACAGCCAAAAACCCACCUGCCCUCAGUGUAAACAUCCUUUUGAAUUCCUGAACGUCCAUCGUUCCCUUGAUGGCAGCAUACAAGAUUACAUGUUCGAGGAGAGUGUGUGCCUACUCCUUAGAGCCAAAUGGUUUGAGCCGUUAGUUGUGGAGGAGCGUGAAGAGGUGUAUGAAGGCCAUGAAGAUUAUUAUUAUUAUCCCUACGAGGAUGAAGAUGAGGAUGAUCUAGAUGACGCUUACUUCAGCAGUUCAUCGGUUAUCCGGAUUGGUAAUCGAAGAUGGGGUGAUAAUGGAUAUGUGAGGAGUGGGCGUCAAGAAGCAAGGCCUGUUCACAGAUCAAGUACCCAGGAUUCGGGUGCUAGUUCAUCUCGUGAGCCUAGGAAGAAAGAGGCUGCAAUGGAUAAGACCGGGAGGCGUGCAAAGCGGGCACUCAAACGGGAAGCGGCUGAUAAGGCAGCUGCAGCAAAACAUCAGCAGCAUUUGGCAAGGUUGGGCCGGAAGUAAUUUCAUUUAUGCAAUUGCAUUAUAUUGCAGAUCUUAAACCCCUCACCCCCAUCUCAUGUACAUUACUCCCCUGACCUUUUUCUUUUGGGUUACGACUCUUUUCCGUCGACCGUGUUAAAUAAUGUACCAUCAAAGGGAAGAAAAAAGGGAAAAAAAAAAAGAAAAAAAAAACACCACCAGAGGACGCUGGGAAAUAAUGACUGGCUUCUCGGUUUGUAUCUUUAGAAAUUCUUCAGAUUACAUUUACCGGAAAAAAAAAAAAAAUUUCACAUAUGUACAUUCUCAAUUCUUCAUGGCAUAAACUAAACGCAGUGGCGUUUUUUGGAUUUAUACAGCCAACCUAGUUUAGUGGGAUAAGGUUUUAUUA